CUCAAGGCUGACUCAGCCUUCCAUCCUCCCGAGGUGGGUAAAAUGAGGGACCCAGAUUGUUUUGGGGCAAUAGGCUGACUCUGUAAACCGCUUAGAGAGGGCUGUAAAAGCCCCGUGAAGCGGUAUAUAAGUCUAAGUGUUAUUGCUAUUGCUAUUCUCCGCUGCUGCUAAGCGAGGCCAAGGCUGCCUUCUGAGGCGAGAUCAGAAUAGUCGGAAUGAAAGAAUAACAACGCCCCGCAGGUUCAUUUGAGUGUGCCCGCUUUCCGUAACCGCCCUCUCCCCGCCCGCCGCCGGUGCAACCCAGGGGCUGGGGUUUGCAAGCCAAAUAAUGCUGCUGCCGGAAAGCGGCCAAGGCGACCACUCGGGCUGCCUCCUACGGCGAGUCACCUGGCUGGCUGGCUGGCUGGCCGCUCGCUCCCGUCCCCCGCUCCACCUCUUGACAGUCGAGGCCGGGGUGGAUUACAACCCCAACGGGACGGACAUGGGAAGGUCGCCGAGUGUCGGGCGGCGCGGCUGAAGGCUUAGCUCUUCUCCGUCAAACCCCCUCUCUUCUCCCCCCCCCUUUCCCCCUCUCCCUCCGCGGGUUGCUGUUUCCUUAAUCCGAAAAGCCGCCUUCGCCCCAAAGCCAUGGAAGAUUGCGCCCUGCCCGACCUGCGGGACGUCGAGCUCAAGCUGGGGCGCAAAGUCCCCGAGAGCCUGGCGCGCUCCUUGCGCGGGGAGGAGACCGCCGUCACCCGCGACAGGGAAAAAGACCGGGAGCAGCCCGGCGGAGGGCCUGGCGUCGCCGGCUUCUCCGCUGCUCGCCCCCCCCGAGCCGCCAUGCUCGGCGGCGGCGGCGGCGGCGGCGGCGGCUCCAGCGCGCUGGAAAGACUGGAGACCAAACUUCACCUCCUCAGGCAAGAAAUGGUUGAUCUCAGAGCCACGGAUGUCAAGCUCAUGCGACAGCUCCUGAUCAUCAAUGAAAACAUUGAAUCCAUCAAGUGGAUCAUGGAGGAAAAAGGAACCAUCACCAGCAGGGGCAGCAGCUUGAGUGGCAGCCUCUGUAGUUUGUUGGGCAGCCAGGAUACCUCCUUGAGAGGCAGCUACAACAGCUUGCAAGACUGUAGUGAUGGACUGGAUGGGAUAUCGGUGGGAAGUUACCUGGACACUUUGGUGGACGAUAUCCCUGGCCAGCAUACUCCUUCAGAUGUGGACCAGUUCAGUGACUCUUCUCUCAUAGAUGACUCACAGCCCCUACAUAAACAUCCCAAGAUGGAAUCCAAUGAGUACUACUGUUUUGGUUAAUAAAAUGAAGAUCUACGAGAGACACGCGUGCACUUGUAUUUAUGAUUCCUCUAUGCUGCUAUUUGAUGUAAGCAUCUUUAAAGCACCUUUAGCAAAGACAAUGUACUUUAAAUUUGCUCCCCUCUCUCUUGGUUGCUGCUCCUAGAUCUUAGUCUCCUUUCUUCCUGGAUGGUUGCCCUCCUUUUGUUAUUUUAAUUUAUUGUGAUUUCUUUCUCCUUUUUUUUAUAAUAUCCUAUUCGACUUCUUUUUUUAUAUAAAAAAUAAAGAUAAAGGAAAUUUAUCUGCAAUCCUAAGUGCAUGAACUUUUACUUAAUUCUGCAUCUUGCAGACAAUAAAACACUUCCAUUAUCUGAAGAUUGGAUAUAGUGUUGGCUGAUGAUAAUUUCAGGUGUGAUUAUUAUUUAAACCCCUUUCUUUUGGGGCAUUCAACCAAAAGAAGCUUACAAAGUGUUUUAUGGAGAUUAAUAAUGCAACAAAAUAGAUUUGGGAAAGAGACGAAUGGUUAUAAUUAAAAAUAUAAAACUUUUCAUAGCUCAGCUGGUAGUUGUCAAGGAAAAUAUUUCAUUGAUAAUUUUAGGAAAGCUCUGAUGUUUGGAAAAUUCAACGGGUCCGUAAGUACUGAUGUUGGACUAGUAAAAAUAGUGGAGACAUUGUUGAAAAUGUUCCACUAUGUUUAUAUAUAUAUAUCCACAUGUGUGUGCACUCGCAAGCACGUGCAUACACUCAAUUAAAGAAUUGUCUAUGACCUAUAAACCAGGAAUUCUUGGAACUCUCUGCCAGGAAAAGACAUGUUGGCCUUCUUCUGUGGUGAAGAAAUUCUGAUUUAAGGCAGGUUCGAUAGUACAUCACUUAUUGAGUUUUAAAUUACAAAGAUUUGGAUUUGUCCUGUUCAUGGUUAAUCAGUAGAAUCAGUUGAGUAGAAAAAUAAGUUUUAAUUUAACAACAAGAUACAUAGAUUCUGAAAUACUGUAUGUACUCAUCGACAAUCAAGUAUUUUAGGUGCCAAAAUCAACCUAAAAAAAUAGAUUCAGCUUAUCCAUGGAUAGACUUGAUCAGAUUGCUACAGAAGAAGGUGGAAGGUCUAGAGCAGGGGUGUCAAAAUUAAGGCCCAUGGAGUCUUUAGAUCUGGCCCCCUGGGCUGCCCUGGAAACAGCGAAGGACUAGCCCACAGUGCCUCUGCCAGCAAAAAUAUAGCUCAGGAUGGCCACACAUGGUCCCCCCGGCUCCAUUUUCAGCUGCAAUGGCCUCCUGCAGCCUUCUGCCAGCAAAAAUGGAGCUCGGGGAGGCGCACCUAUUUUUGCUGGCAGAGCACUGUAGGCUAUUCCAGGUGAAAACAGAGCCUGGAGGAGGGCACCCAGGCCAUCACAGGUGCCCCAGACAUGAGUGACAUCAAGCUGGCCACACCCACCUGGGCCCUCCCACCCACUCACCCCGAGGUCAAACACAACCCUGACGCAGCCCUCAAUGAAAUUGAGUUUGACACUCCUAACCUAGAGGCACAUCUAACCACUCUUGAGUCUCCUCCAUGAAAACGAGGAAUUUUUCAGAAAGGCAGAAGUCUAUAUUCAAAUUAAAUGCAGCAAGGAAGAAACAACUAUAAUGAAAAAUUGAGCCCUAGAGGAAGACCAAUGGCAACAUAUCACUCAGAGGACCAAAAGAAAAAAAGAGUGUCCCUGCCACUGGAGUGAACAAUCAAUUUCAUAUCUUUCUGCUGGAAGAAAGAAAGAAGGAAGGAAGGAAGGAAGGAAGGAAGGAAGGAAGGAAGGAAGGAAAGAAAGAAAGAAAGAAAGAAAGAAAGAAAGAAAGAAAGAAAGAAAGAAAGAAAAGCAUAUGAAGUAGGAUCUUCAUAAAAUAUUCCAGUGAUAGGAAGAAAAGUAGUUCAGUCUGUCACAAAGAGAAGGAUUCUGUCAGUUCACCAAAAAGAAAAGGGCAUGUGGUGAUUGGUGACUGGUGACUCACUUCUGAGAGGAACAGAAUCAGCAAUUUGUAGACCAGACAACCUAUCAAGCAGAGGUGGGAUUCAGUUGGUUCAGACCGGUUCACCCAAACCAGUAGCGGAAAUCGCAGAUAUAGAAUUCAUCAGGCCACCAAGAGCGUAUCUUUGGGGCAAGUCUACAACCCAUUAAGAAUGAGGAAAGAAAUCAGAGUCCACAUGAAGUUCCCAGUCCUUCAGAAAAAAUUGUGUUGGAUUAUUUCUCUGACCAAACAGGUCAAUUUUGGCAUUUUGCCGAAUUCUGACAUUUUCAUAAUUCAUUCCACUGAGGAAAUUUCAUUAUUCUUCCAUUGUUGAACAUAUACUUAUUUUGCUGCUGUUAUAAAAUACAAAAUCAAUCUUCCAUUAGUUUUUUUCUAAUUCAUUAUCCAUAAAUUAUCCAUAAAUUUUGAUAAAAAAAGAAUCCUGGUUUCUUCAGAAUAUUUAUCUUUAAAAUCCUUUGCAUCAUCACGAAUUAGUAUCAAAAAUUUCUUAGUUUCUCACAAGUUCGCAACCCAUGACAAAAUGUCCCUCAAGUUUUACUUGGUGUCAGCAUUCCAGAAAACCCCCAACUCCAAGGGGGUUCCCUGUCAUGUGUGGGAAAGUAGGAGGGGGCAGCAUGGAAGCUUCUGGCCUAAUACGGCGUCGAAAGCUGACACUUGGUUUAAAAUACUUUUAUUCAUGCUGAUAAUUCUUCUGGUGUCAUAUACCAAAGUAUCAUUUUAUUUAAAUAAUUAUUUUACAUUGUGACAGUUUAAAUUUAAUUAGCAAUUACCCACAUGCCCUUUCAAGUAUCUAUCUAUAUAUCAUAUUCAAAAUUAAUAGCCAUUAGUGCAAUCUUUUAUCAUGCGAUCUUUAAUCCAUUUUUCUUCUGUUUCAAGUCUUUCUUGAUUAUUGAUUGAUUGAUUGAUUGAUUGAUUGAUUCCUGAUUGUUUAUUUGUACCCUAUGACUAUCAUUAAGUGUUGUAUCAUUAAGUGUUAAAUUUGUACCCUAUGAUGAUCAUUAAGUGUUGUAAGUGUUGUACCUUGAUGAAGGUAUCUUUUCUUUUAUGUACACUGAGAUCAUAUGCACCAAGGCAAAUUCCUUGUGUGUCCAAUCACACUUGGCCAAUAAAAAAAUCUAUUCUAUUCUA
Molecule: messenger RNA, 4389 nt
Organism: Ahaetulla prasina
Lineage: Eukaryota; Metazoa; Chordata; Lepidosauria; Squamata; Colubridae
Gene: LURAP1L
Product: leucine rich adaptor protein 1 like
Exons: 4
Coding region: 628-1284 (218 amino acids)
Biological process (GO): positive regulation of canonical NF-kappaB signal transduction
Source: RefSeq, a predicted model, not a curated record